GAUCCAGCUUUACAGAAGGAAUCCAGGACUCAGAUGCCCGUUCCAGCUGCAACUCCAGCCUCAGCAUCAUCCUCAUCAUCCUCAUCCUCAUCCAAAUUUCACCGAGCUCGCUCAGGGGGAGCCAGAGAUGAACGCUACCGAUCUGAUAUCCACACAGAAGCCGUUCAAGCAGCGCUGGCAAAACACAAAGAGCAGAAGAUGGCCCUGCCCAUGCCGACGAAGCGGCGCUCGACGUUUGUUCAGUCCCCGGCCGAUGCCUGCACUCCCCCAGACACGUCUUCCGCAUCCGAGGAUGAGGGGUCGCUAAGGCGCCAAGCUGCUCUUUCUGCUGCAUUGCAUCAGAGCUUACAGAAUGCUGAGUCUUGGAUCAACCGAUCUAUUCAGGGGUCAUCCACAUCUUCAUCAGCAUCUUCUACACUUUCCCAUGGAGAAGGCAAAGGGACCAGUGGGUCACUAGCUGAUGUAUUUGCCAAUACUCGAAUAGAGAAUUUCUCAGUUCCCCCAGACGUCACAGCAACUACCUCCUCCUCCUCCUCCUCCUCCUCAGCACGCCCUGCAGCCAUCGACCUCCCUCCUUCGGGGAUCGUGAAGGGCAUGCACAAGGGAUCGAACCGCUCCAGCCUGAUGGACACUGCUGAUGGUGUUCCUGUGAGCAGUAGAGUCUCCACGAAAAUUCAGCAGUUGCUUAACACCUUGAAAAGACCCAAAAGGCCGCCCCUGAAAGAAUUUUUUGUGGAUGAUUUUGAAGAAAUUGUGGAAGUCCCGCAGCCUGACCCGAAUCAGCCCAAGCCGGAGGGACGCCAGAUGACACCUGUGAAGGGGGAGCCCCUGGGAGUUGUCUGUAACUGGCCUCCUGCCUUAGAAGCAGCGCUGCAGCGCUGGGGAACCACGCAAGCAAAAUGUCCCUGUCUGACAGCACUGGAUGUUACAGGAAAACCAGUUUACACCCUCACGUACGGCAAAUUGUGGAGCAGAAGUCUCAAGCUGGCCUACACACUGCUUAAUAAACUGGGGACCAAAAAUGAGCCCGUGUUAAAACCUGGAGAUAGGGUAGCCCUUGUUUAUCCCAACAACGACCCCGUCAUGUUUAUGGUGGCAUUUUACGGCUGUCUCCUAGCAGAAGUCAUACCAGUGCCUAUAGAGGUACCUCUUACCAGAAAGGACGCUGGUGGUCAGCAGAUUGGUUUUCUGCUGGGAAGCUGUGGGAUUGCUCUGGCCCUCACCACUGAAGUUUGUCUGAAAGGGCUUCCAAAAACCCAAAACGGAGAAAUUGUGCAGUUUAAAGGUUGGCCCAGACUCAAAUGGGUUGUGACAGAUUCAAAAUAUCUCUCCAAAUCUCCUAAGGACUGGCAGCCCAACAUCUCAGCUGCAGGAACUGAGCCAGCAUAUAUUGAGUACAAGACGAGCAAAGAGGGCAGCGUGAUGGGUGUCACGGUGUCGCGGAUUGCCAUGCUGUCUCACUGCCAAGCCUUGUCUCAGGCCUGCAACUACUCUGAAGGUGAAACGAUAGUGAAUGUUUUGGAUUUUAAGAAGGAUGCAGGCUUGUGGCAUGGCAUUCUAACGAAUGUAAUGAACAAACUGCACACUAUCAGUGUGCCCUAUUCUGUGAUGAAAACCUGUCCGCUCUCAUGGGUGCAGAGAGUUCACGCCCACAAAGCAAAAGUUGCUUUAGUCAAGUGUCGAGACUUGCACUGGGCCAUGAUGGCCCAUCGAGACCAAAGAGACGUCAGUUUGAGUUCUCUGCGCAUGCUGAUUGUAACCGACGGUGCAAAUCCUUGGUCUGUUUCCUCAUGUGAUGCCUUCCUGAGCUUGUUUCAGAGCCAUGGGCUGAAACCAGAAGCAAUCUGUCCAUGUGCCACAUCUCCAGAAGCGAUGACUAUUGCAAUACGGAGGCCUGGGGUCCCUGGGGCGCCUUUGCCGGGAAGAGCCAUCCUGUCCAUGAACGGGCUGAGUUUUGGAGUGAUUCGUGUCAACACUGAAGAUAAAAACUCUGCUCUCACGGUCCAGGAUGUUGGCCAUGUGAUGCCAGGAGGAAUGAUGUGCAUUGUGAAACCUGAUGGGCCACCUCAGCUCUGCAAAACAGAUGAGAUCGGUGAGAUCUGCGUUAGCUCCAGAGCAGGAGGAAUGAUGUAUUAUGGGCUGGCAGGGGUGACAAAGAAUACAUUUGAGGUGAUCCCUGUGAACGCGACUGGCUCUCCGGUGGGUGAUGUGCCGUUUGUCCGUUCCGGCUUGCUGGGGUUUGUUGGACCGGGCAGUUUGGUGUUUGUGGUUGGAAAAAUGGAUGGGCUGCUGACGGUGAGCGGCCGCAGACACAACGCCGAUGACAUCGUAGCAACUGGAUUGGCAGUAGAGUCCAUAAAAACAGUUUACAGAGGAAGGAUUGCUGUGUUCUCAGUGUCUGUCUUCUAUGACGAGAGGAUCGUGGUGGUUGCAGAGCAGAGGCCAGAUGCGUCUGAAGAGGACAGUUUUCAGUGGAUGAGUCGUGUGCUGCAGGCAAUCGACAGCAUUCACCAAGUGGGUGUAUAUUGCCUUGCUCUUGUGCCAGCCAAUACAUUGCCAAAAACUCCGCUGGGAGGGAUCCACAUCUCUCAAACCAAACAGCACUUUCUGGAGGGCUCUCUGCAUCCGUGCAACAUCCUCAUGUGCCCGCACACGUGUGUGACGAACUUGCCAAAACCCAGGCAGAAACAGCCAGGCGUUGGCCCUGCCUCUGUGAUGGUGGGGAACCUGGUUGCUGGGAAGCGUAUUGCUCAGGCCUCUGGAAGAGAUCUUGGUCAAAUAGAAGACAACGAUUUAGUUAAAAAGCACCAGUUCCUGACAGAGGUGUUGCAGUGGAGAGCUCAAGCAACUCCUGACCACCCACUCUUCCUUCUAUUGAAUGCCAAGGGAACCACUGUGUGCACAGCCACCUGCCUUCAGUUGCACAAAAAAGCUGAGAGAAUUGCAUCAGUUCUGUGUGACAAAGGACAUCUCAAUGCAGGAGACAAUGUGGUGCUUCUUUAUCCUCCUGGCAUUGAGCUGAUCACCGCGUUCUAUGGCUGUCUGUACGCUGGCUGCAUCCCCGUGACCGUGAGACCUCCUCAUGCUCAGAGCCUCACCGCUACUCUGCCCACUGUGCGAAUGAUCGUGGAAGUCAGCAAAGCUGCCUGUAUCCUCACAACCCAGACCUUAAUGAGACUACUGAAAUCCAGAGAGGCAGCUGCUGCUGUCGACGUGAAAACCUGGCCAACCAUCAUUGACACAGAUGACUUGCCCAGGAAGCGGCUGUCUCAGAUCUACAAGCCACCUACGCCUGAGAUGUUAGCAUAUCUAGAUUUUAGUGUUUCCACAACGGGCAUGCUCACAGGAGUAAAGAUGUCCCACGCAGCAGUGAGCGGCCUUUGCAGGGCAAUCAAGCUUCAGUGUGAGCUCUACUCCUCCCGGCAGAUCGCGAUUUGUCUGGACCCCUACUGUGGAUUAGGUUUUGUGCUCUGGUGCCUUUGCAGUGUGUAUUCUGGACACCAGUCAAUUUUAAUUCCUCCUAUGGAGCUGGAAUCCAAUCUUUUUCUCUGGUUAUCUACUGUCAGCCAGUAUAAAAUAAGGGACACUUUCUGUUCCUAUUCAGUCAUGGAACUGUGCACAAAGGGACUUGGAAACCAAGUUGAAAUGUUAAAGGCACGAGGAAUUAAUCUGUCCUGCGUCCGGACUUGCGUGGUAGUUGCAGAGGAACGGCCGCGAGUUUCCCUCACCCAUUCCUUCUCCAAACUCUUCAAAGACAUCGGCCUCUCCUCUCGUGCUGUAAGCACCACCUUCGGGUCAAGAGUCAACGUCGCCAUCUGUUUACAGGGAACAUCUGGACCCGAUCCCACCACGGUGUAUGUGGAUCUGAAGUCCUUGAGACAUGACAGGGUCCGUCUCGUGGAAAGGGGAGCUCCUCAAAGCCUGCUGCUUUCCGAGUCUGGGAAGAUUUUACCUGGAGUCAAAGUAGUCAUCGUGAAUCCCGAGACAAAAGGGCCUCUGGGAGAUUCUCAUCUCGGGGAGAUCUGGGUGAACAGCCCGCACACGGCCAGUGGCUACUACACCAUCUACGACAACGAAACCCUCCAAGCGGAUCAUUUCAACACGCGCCUGAGCUUCGGCGAUGCCGCUCAGACGCUCUGGGCUCGGACCGGGUACCUCGGUUUUGUUCGGCGGACGGAGCUCACAGCUGCCAGCGGAGAGCGCCACGAUGCACUGUACGUUGUUGGAGCACUGGAUGAAACUUUGGAACUGAGGGGACUGCGGUACCAUCCAAUUGAUAUUGAGACUUCUGUAUCUCGGACACACAGAAGCAUUGCUGAAUGCGCUGUAUUCACGUGGACCAACUUGCUGGUGGUGGUGGUGGAGCUGUGUGGCUGCGAGCAGGAAGCCCUGGAUUUGGUUCCUCUGGUUACAAACGUGGUCCUGGAGGAACAUUACCUGAUCGUGGGGGUGGUGGUGGUGGUGGAUCCCGGAGUUAUUCCCAUCAAUUCCAGAGGAGAGAAACAACGAAUGCAUCUCCGCGACAGUUUUCUGGCCGACCAGUUGGACCCCAUCUACGUCGCCUAUAACAUGUGACGUGUAUGGGGGAGGCGACGCUCAGAAACUCUGCGGGACCACCGAACGAGCCCGGGUGGUUGUAGAAACCAAGCUGGUGAAAAUUACUAAUACUUGAUCUAAAGUUGGAGAUUGCUGCCAUAUUCCCUUCAUCUCAUCCUGCGGUGGUACGGUGGCGUUAACUACCGACGGACCAAAGGAAAUGUGGUAGACGAUGGAAAACGUUUGUACCGGUUUACUGAAAUAUUAGCUUUAUAGAAAACGCAAAGUUGACAAGUGUGUGAGCUACAAAAUUCCUAAGGCCUUUACAGUAGUGUUACUUUUUUCAUCUGUUGUACAUAUUUGUAUUUUUAUCUAAUACCGUUUUAGGAUUCUAUAAGG
Molecule: messenger RNA, 4935 nt
Organism: Mesitornis unicolor (brown roatelo)
Lineage: Eukaryota; Metazoa; Chordata; Aves; Mesitornithiformes; Mesitornithidae
Gene: DIP2B
Product: DIP2 disco-interacting protein 2 homolog B (Drosophila)
Exons: 36
Coding region: 34-4575 (1513 amino acids)
Source: RefSeq, a predicted model, not a curated record